AUGUUGGCAUCUGUCCUUUCUCCCAUAAUACGGGGUUCGCAAUUCCAAACGGCCGUCCGGCUGUUCAGCGUCACGGCGCCUGCCAGCAAAGAUAAAUACUACAAGAUCCUCAGAUAUACGAAACCGGUUGAUACUACCGUCUAUAAGGCGGGAGAUUCUGCCGAGGGUUUGAACAUUCCGAUCAGGAAGAAGACACAUCCGGUCUACUCGUAUGAAACAAUGUUCUUCAAGCGCCAGAACAAGGGAUUGUUCGGUGGAUUACAAAGAACCAGGUCCAAAACAUGUUCCGAAGCCGGUAACAAGAACCUUAGAGCACAUCUUCCAAACAUUGUUAAAGCAAAGUUGUGGUCAGAAACAUUGAACAAGAGCAUUCAAACCAAGGUCACCACCACGGUUUUACGUACUGUGACCAAGGAGGGAGGAUUGGACAACUACCUCACCAAAGAUAAACCAGCUCGAGUAAAGACCUUGGGUUUAAAGGGCUGGAAAUUACGCUACGAAGUGAUGAAAAAACGGGAAUUGGACCAGUUGCCACCAGUUACUGUUAACAACGAGUCGAAACCAGUUCUAUAUGUGCAUAAAGAUGGCAAAAAGUUGUUUGUUGGACGCAACAAGUUACUUAAAUACUUGUACCCUGAGGUCAAGAGGGACAGUUACAAGGCUAUCAGCUGGCCAGAAUUCUUAAGAAACCAUACAUACUUGACCACCGAGGAAAUCGUGGACAAACUAGAGAGCUACAACUUUGACUUUACCAAAGUUGCAGCCUAA
Molecule: messenger RNA, 768 nt
Organism: Meyerozyma guilliermondii ATCC 6260
Lineage: Eukaryota; Fungi; Ascomycota; Pichiomycetes; Serinales; Debaryomycetaceae
Product: mitochondrial 54S ribosomal protein bL28m
Exons: 1
Coding region: 1-768 (255 amino acids)
Cellular component (GO): mitochondrial large ribosomal subunit
Molecular function (GO): structural constituent of ribosome
Source: RefSeq, a predicted model, not a curated record